Molecule: messenger RNA, 1127 nt
Organism: Sciurus carolinensis (gray squirrel)
Lineage: Eukaryota; Metazoa; Chordata; Mammalia; Rodentia; Sciuridae
Gene: Caps
Product: calcyphosine
Exons: 4
Coding region: 97-666 (189 amino acids)
Cellular component (GO): vesicle
Molecular function (GO): calcium ion binding
Source: RefSeq, a predicted model, not a curated record
GACGCAGAACUAACACUGGGCAAAGCCACAGGACUUGGGGACUGACAUAGCCAGCUGAGUGGGAAGUCCCAGCUGCCCAGGGAGACCUGACCCAGCAUGGAUGCCGUGGACGCUACCAUUGAGAGGCUGCGGGCACAGUGCCUGUCUCGAGGGGUCUCGGGGAUCCGGAGCUUGGCUAGGUUUUUCCGUCGCCUGGACCAGGAUAAGAGCCGAGCCCUGGAUGCCAGGGAGCUCCGGCGGGGCCUGGCGGAAUUGGGGAUGGCCCUGGAUGAGGCCGAGGCCGAGGGCAUGUGUAAGCGCUGGGACCGUGAUGGCAGCGGGACGCUGGACCUGGAGGAGUUUCUGCGGGCACUGAGGCCCCCCAUGUCCCAGGCCAGGGAGGCCAUCAUUGUGGCUGCCUUUGCCAAGCUGGACCACAAUGGGGACGGCGUGGUGACUGUGGACGACCUCCGUGAGGUGUACAGUGGCCGCGCCCACCCCAAGGUGCAGAGCGGGGAGUGGACCGAGGAUGAGGUGCUCCGCCACUUCCUGGACAACUUCGACUCCCCUGAGAAGGAUGGGCAGGUCACGCUGGCAGAAUUCCAGGACUACUACAGUGGCCUCAGCACCUCCAUGGACACAGAUGAAGAAUUUGUGGCCAUGAUGACCCACGCUUGGCAGUUGUGAGCAGCGCACCUGGCCGAGGGUCCCCUCCCAGCUGCCUGAGCCAGGGCCCCUCGCCCGACAGCCCCAACAGGGACACGGGAGAUCUGAGGCUGAAGAGCUGGCAGGACCAGGCCUCCUGCCGGGCUACCAGGCAGAUGUGCGCUGGCUCAGACCCCAGGGAGUGUGUCCUUCUGGGCCACAUUGCUGAACGAAGCCCUGUCACUGCAGAUGCCCCCUGCCCGCCGCGGCCUGCAGAAAGCCAGGUGACCCCUGGGUGGGAAGGCAAACAGCAAGUCCGAGUGGAGGCUCUGCGUGGCGGUGGCCAGUCCCGAGAGGCAGUUUGGACACCUGAGAGGCAGGGCAGGGCUGUCUGGCUUCCUGAGGCCCCUGGGGCAUGCAGGAGGCCGGGGGUUUAGUUAAAAGUUUUAAUGUAGUUCCCAAAUACAUUUCAUAUGACAAUCUUACAUAAAUGUUCCAAAACA